AUGCGUGACACUGAAAAAAACAUAAACGAAUCUGAAAACUCUGACAUGGACAUGCAACGGUCCCCAUCUGUCAGUGAGGGGGGGACAAGCGCAAAGGAUGUGGAGGGCGAACAAGAUGGACGCGAAGAAAUGCGUGACAGUGACAAAAACAUGAUUUCUCGCCCAGAUAUGCAACCGCCACCAUCAGUCAGUGUGAACAACAAUGCAACAAGUAAUGAUUAUAACACCUUGACAACCAGAUACUCUUCUUUUACUCCGCCAGCAGGUUGGGUCUUGACGAUGAGAAAUACGUGGACAAAGUUGCAAAUUAAAUAG
Messenger RNA from Paramuricea clavata, 315 nucleotides. NCBI's taxonomy places the organism in Eukaryota, Metazoa, Cnidaria, Anthozoa, Malacalcyonacea, Plexauridae. The record is from the annotation of a GenBank genome assembly.